Molecule: messenger RNA, 3357 nt
Organism: Megachile rotundata (alfalfa leafcutting bee)
Lineage: Eukaryota; Metazoa; Arthropoda; Insecta; Hymenoptera; Megachilidae
Product: fatty acyl-CoA hydrolase precursor, medium chain
Source: RefSeq, a predicted model, not a curated record
CAAGGCCUCCACGUACCAAUAAAUAACAAAGUACCAUAUUUUUAGGGCACGUCCAAUUUCACCACCUCCAAUUCCAAAUUUAUCGCCGUAAUUGGCCUCCAUCAAAUGAUUAACUAUAACAUCAGCCUUUCACCUAUGAUGUCUGACACGCUUAUUAUCAAAUGCUUCCACUUAUUAUCUUUUCGUGCUUCGAUUUUUGCGGUCACGCUAACCGCCACCCUUUUCAAUCACUCAUUUCACCGCGUUUCCUCCACCCUCAAUCUCUCUUCGAUAUCUUUAAUCGUAUCUACUACUUGCGCAUAACAUUUGACCUGUUUACUCCAACUUUAUUUAAAAAACAAACUUUAUCUGGCACGUGUUAGCAAUGACUCACUAACGUUAAGAAAAUAAGGUCAUUUUAUAAAGACAGUCAAUACAAACGUGUUAGCAUUUAAUAUAUAAUUCAGUUUUUUUCCUUUGUGCGUUUUUUAUGGUUCACUAAAGAUUCUGUUUAAUUUCGUUGCGUGCUAAUGGUUGUUGAAAGUUUCGCGAAAAAUUACUCGUGUGAAUAUUGCGAUAAAAGUUCCUGGUAUCGGAUACAAUUGCGCAGUUGCCAUAAAAGUGUUAAUAUAUUCCGUCCCAUAAAAAAUAUGGCGCCUUAAAGCACUGUUGUAGGACAGUGGUACAACCAUUAAGAAUAAAACCACUCCUCUAUGCAAUCUUUUUCUUGCAAUUAAAAACUUCUUAUAAAUUUUUGUGGCGAAGAAACCUUGGAAGGGCAAGGGUGUGUUAAGUAGAAAGGUUAGCCCCAGGAGUCUCAGGGCAAGAAAGGCGGAGUGAAAGAGCGCAGGCCUCGACCUCCACCGCGUCGUUUCGAAGUUACCGAGGGUGGUCGACUGUAGGAGUCACGCAAGGGCGAAACGAGACCCGAGUGGCCAGCUUGGGGAACCGAUUGUUUCCUUGGCAAAUCAGUCAGUCUGCAGAAUGAAGUGUCCCGCGUGGCUGCUUUUCGCGUUGUUCCCGCUGUUGUUUGCCGGAAUACCGGUGUCCAGCUCGCAGAGGACCCACGCGAGGCAGGGCCUGGGUCGUGAGCAACCCCUUGUCAAGAUUUCUGAUCAGGGAACUGUCGCUGGCAAGGAGGCGUUCCUAAGUCCGACGCAGAAAGUUGUACAGUAUUUGGGAAUACCGUACGCACAACCACCCGUCGGUAAACUACGCUUCUCCAACCCCGUUACCGAUCCUCUUCCAUCAUGGAGCGGUGUACGAAACGCUACUCAGUUUGCACCGUCUUGCCAGCAAUUGACGAAUCGAUUGAAACUUCACGAGCAACAUUACAAAGGAUUGCUACCACCUGAUCAACCUGAUCCUGGGGUCAGCGAGGAUUGCCUUUAUUUGAACAUUUUUGCUCCGGAUGGAAAUAAACCGGACGAAGGAUGGCCGGUGAUGGUGUGGUUCCACGGCGGUGACUUCAACACCGGAACACCAGCGAUCUGGGACGCGUCUAUUUUCGUCAACAAACACAAAGUGAUAGUAGUCACGGUGGCGUAUCGUUUGAACAUCCUCGGCUUCUUCACCACAACGGACGCGGAGGCGCCGGGUAAUUACGGUAUGUUCGAUCAGAUCGCAUCCCUGGACUGGGUCCAGAAGAAGAUCCAUCACUUCGGUGGUACCCCCUCCAACGUGGUGAUCUACGGCCACGACUCGGGCGCAAUCAGCGUGGGUCUUCACCUGAUCAGUCCUCUGAGCAAAGGCAAGUUCUCCAAAGCGAUCGCGAUGAGCGGCGACGCGUUGAGCUCCGUGGGCACUCUUCAAAGGGAGCUGUCCGUGGUGGACAUAGUCGCCGAGAAGUUCGGCUGCUAUCGUCGUCCAACGUCGGCGCUGAUGGAGUGUCUUCGUCGGGUACCCGUGAAGCUUCUGGUCCACCAAUCGUCGGACAUAGAGUCCUGGGGUCCCAUCACCGACUUCGAGACCAACAACUCCACCGAGCCGUUUCUUCCGGAUCAUGCCAUAAACAUGUUAGAGAGCGGCAACUUCUACUCCGUCCCUCUGCUAGCUGGCUACACGAACAACGAGUACGCGUUGACCUAUAUCGAAGGCCUGGAUAAAGAGAACGCCGAGGGCAAGAUGUCCUACGACACCUUCCAGAUGAUGAUCACGGACUGGUUCUCGGCGCUGGUCCAGGGCCCAGAAGACAACAGCACCUGCGAGCUGAAGCCAGAGAUGGUCGCAGAGGCGGUGCUGUUCUUCUACAAACCCCAUCCGCCGACCAAGGACCAGGGCGCACUGCGUGACAGAUACCUGGACCUGCAAAUCGAUAGGAAUAUCGCGGCUGGAAUGACUCUGCUGGCUGGCAAGGUGGCCAAGGAGAAGCGGGCGUUCGUUUACAGGUUCGACUACCGACCCAAGACUCAGUCAGUCAUCAAAGACGUACCGGAAUGGGCCGGCGUGCCUCACAUGUUCGAGUUACCCUUCGUCUGGGGGCUUCCUUUGCAGGCUGGCAGUCCUAUCCAGUGGAACUUCAACGAUAAGAAGAUGGCCGAAGUGGUGAUGGCGAUGAUAGCCGGGUUCGUGAAGACGGGCAAUCCCUCGCUGAACAACGUCAAGUGGGAACCGUACACCGAAGACGAGCCUGGGAUCCUCAUCAUCGACAGGAACAUCGACAUGGCUCAAGCUAAUACCGUCGACUACAAAGCGCUCGCUUUCUGGAACGAAUACUAUCCGAUGAUUCUGGAAGAGGCCACCAAUAACUGUUGUAACGUAACCGGUAGUGGCGCCGCGUGGAGACGAAGUUCUUACAACGUUGUUUUUAGCGGAUUGUUUUGGGUAAUGGUGACGUCUGGGUUCCUUGAACUGUAGUCCGUUUUGGGAGGUUGUUCUUUGGAUCUGCUCAAAAAGUAUGCUUGAAUGUAUCGGUGAUCGAGAGACUUUUGGGUAGACUUCCUUUAGGUUCUGAUCACGCAGUAGGCUAGCCACGUGUACAGAGUACAAACGAGCGUCUCUUAUUUAAGUUGUCACUGGUCGCAGCCUCGUUAGAUUUAGGACUCGGUUCUGAUGUUUAGAAACGUGCACCAGAGUGGACCACCUUUUGACAACACACGUAAUGUUUUGAAAGAGGUUUAAAAAACGUGUCGAUGCACCGGCAUCGUUCACGGCGUAGUCUAUGUGGAAAAGAAAAGUAAGAUAUUCGAUUAGUCGCGAAGAUGGAACGCUUAAAGAGAUAAUGAACAUUGUAAGUCCAGGAAAUUUGAAUUAAUUUCUAGAUGUAAAGUAUCUAAAGAUGUUAUCAAAGAUAAAAGUAAUUAAUUCGCUUUGAUAAAGUUCGAUUUCGACUAGAACUUACAUCGCUCGUUAUCUUUCGGAUCGAAUCGAGAAAAGGGA